AGCUUCUGAAAAUAGCUUCGUAGGUAUGGUACAUUAGAAUAUAGUGCAUACUUCAUUUGCAGUUAGAAAACCACUUGUGCAGUAACAUCAACAUUCAUCUCAUAUCCCCCAAUAGCUGAGAGAAUUUCCAUCUAAUUUGAAGGCUUAUUCUCCAAGACUAGGACAUUCACUACACUCGACAGAAGUUCACAUGCGUUUCACGUAGUACUCUCCAAAGCUUACAUAAUGCAACGAGGCAAGAGUAUGAAAGCAUCUUCAGGAGCAUGUUCAGGUUCAGUGUUACUGCUGUCCAAAUUGCCAAUUUCCGGCAGAGCAAACUCCCUUUCAGGAAAAAGACUGAGGUGGACUGAGGUUUCAGCUGGAGCUCCAAUAGUCACUGCAUCCCCCCUUGAGACACAAGGUCAGACAAAACCGAUUAGGAGAUGCACAUCCACUCGACCACUUGUGUCCCAUUCAGUUUCAUGCGCUCUGAGGGCGGGUGUAUCGGCUCAUAUUUCCAUUUCCACUCCACCUUGCUCCUUGACUUGGCCUUGAAAUUUUGAUGGACCGAACGUGAUUACGAUCUUUCUUGCCUUAUCAGCAAAUAGCCCAGAUACAUCAGCUCUGACUUUUUUUACUCUACUUUCUCUCUUCAAUGAACAGGCAUUCCUCCCGCCAUCCUUUAAAAAAAUUACAGUAGGUAAACAUGAGCCAUUCUAUGGAAUCAUAAUUUGUACCAGGAACUUCUUGCAACCCAUCAGUGAAUUUCUUAUAUAUCGCCAUCAUUAUCGCUUCAUGCUUUUAGUUAGGCCCCACUACUCCACUUUAGUACUCACCAAGGUCCCCCACAAAGCCACCUGCCUUUCUCAUCAAAUGCCCCCUCACUUACCUUUAAUUAUUCCAUCUCACAGUUAACUCAACACCAUAAAGACCUCUCGCACACACUCUCACAAAUUGCACAGACAGACACAGGUAGUAGUGAAGUACCAGAGCUACAGCUCGGCGAGGCCAUGAAGAGCUCUUCAGUUGCACCAAGCCUGAAACAGGAGCAAGGAGAUGCUAGCAAACUGCAGGAAGGUGUCCUCAACAACCUUGAGCUUAGGCUUGGCAUCUCUUCAGACAAUGGCCUGAGUAGUGGUGGUGGUGGUGCUACUACUCCAUGGCUUGGUGUUGGAGUGCACCCUUGGAGCCUGUCCGCCAGGCAAGACAAGGCGGCCCUGGAACAACCUCAGGAGAGGCCUAAUGAGUGUCCUGCCCACAGAGAAGAUCGCCCUCAACUGGUCGGAUGGCCACCGGUGCGCACAUUCCGCAAGAACCUGUCCGCCACAUCCACAAGGCCUGCAUAUUCUGAAGACCUGAGUAAAGUGGAACACUGCUAUGAAGAAGAAGACCAUGGAAACAUAAACACUGGAGUUGCAGUACAAGAGAGGCCGGCCAUGUUCGUGAAGGUGAACCUGGAAGGGUACGCCGUUGGGAGAAAGAUUGACCUGAAUGCACACCGCGGCUACAGUUCGCUGUCUGGUGCUCUGCAGAGCAUGUUCCAUGGCUUCUUGUCAGAUGGCCACGGGAGGAUUGCAACCAGAGGGGGUGAAGAGCAGCUGGAAUAUCACAAGGGCAAGGGCACGAUGAAGAACUACAUCCUUCUGUACGAGGACAACGAGGGCGACCGCAUGCUCGUCGGCGACGUUCCAUGGGAGCUGUUCGUCGCUUCGGUAAAGAGGCUCUACAUUGCCAGGGACCCUAGAGCUGACAAAAGCAAUAAGAAGUAGAACAACGGAUGAUCAGGUGUGAGGCAGUUCCUGUGCAUCAUCUAGCCGACUGCAAAUGACAACAGGAGAUUGCAUAGCUCCAACCUGCACGGAUCAUGCAGAUAUGGUCUUCCCCUCCAAUGAGCCCACCUGUCGUGUGUCUAGGGGCGUCGUGUGAUUAAUUACUCUAGGAAGUUUUGCUUGUGCAAUCGAAUAGUAGAAGAUAGUGGAUUAGCUAAUGUUCAUGUAAAAUAACGCAGGGUGUAAUUAUGUACUGUACCAUAUAUGGUGAAAUAGGUAGUACGGCACCGUUACACUAACAUGCUAAAUCUUCUUCUCCUCGGAAGCGUUUUAUCAA
This is a messenger RNA of Triticum dicoccoides, 2085 nucleotides long. Its product is annotated as auxin-responsive protein IAA25-like. The record is from RefSeq and is a predicted model, not a curated record. Bases 990 to 1748 code for a protein of 252 amino acids. Gene Ontology annotation, cellular component: nucleus. NCBI's taxonomy places the organism in Eukaryota, Viridiplantae, Streptophyta, Magnoliopsida, Poales, Poaceae. The transcript is spliced from 5 exons. Gene Ontology annotation, biological process: regulation of DNA-templated transcription.